Molecule: messenger RNA, 697 nt
Organism: Salvelinus sp. IW2-2015
Lineage: Eukaryota; Metazoa; Chordata; Actinopteri; Salmoniformes; Salmonidae
Product: neoverrucotoxin subunit alpha-like
Biological process (GO): intracellular signal transduction
Molecular function (GO): protein binding
Source: RefSeq, a predicted model, not a curated record
UACACAAUGAAACCUGGGCUUAGAAAAUAUGCCUGUGAUCUCACACUGGACCCAAACACAGUACACAAACACCUCUCUCUGUCUGAGGAGAACACAAAGGUGACAUGGAGGAUAGAGAAGCAGCUGUAUCCUGAUCACCCAGAGAGAUUUGACUACUGGAGCCAGGUGCUGUGUAGAGAGGGUCUGACUGGGCGCUGUUACUGGGAGGUAGAGUGGAGUGGGAGAGAAGCUAAUUUAGGAGUGACAUAUAAAGGAAUCAACAGGAAAGGAAGGGUUAAGGACUGUGGGCUUGGAUCCAAUGACAAGUCCUGGAGUCUGUUCUGCUCUGACAACAGUUACUCUGCCUGUCACAAUAAUAAUCCCACUACCAUAGACGUUCCCUCCUCCAGCUCCCACAGAGUAGGAGUGUAUCUGGACUGGCCAGCCGGCACUCUGUCCUUCUACAGAGUCUCCUCUGACACACUGACCCACCUGCACACUUUCUACACCACAUUCACUGAGCCCCUCUAUCCAGGGUUUAAUGUUUGGGAUGAAUCUUCAGUGUCCCUGUGUCAGGUGGUCCCUGUGUCAAACACAACAUGAUGUUUGACUCUAACCAUGUGUUUUAUGUUUGAUCAGAAUAUGAUGUUUAAAUACGUGGAAUAACACACCAGUUUGGACCAGUUUCUUCCUGUAAAUAAUAACCAUGGUAACUCUG